AGGUCUUUCACAUGUAGUUGAAUGAAGGGGAUGGAGCAUUCUAUGGACCAAAGAUAGAUAUCAGUGUAUCUGAUGCGUUGAGUAUAAAAUUCCAGUGUGCAACUCUACAGCAUGACUUACAGCUUCCUGAUCGUUAAGUUGGAAUUCUCGAUUGAGGAUGAAGCCAAAAUUGAGAGGUUCACCAAAAAUCUUUUUCCUUUGUAUCUUAACGAAGGAUAUACCUUGAUUUCCUUAAUACAUGUUGUUUGAUCCUAGUUGUUGGAUACUCAUUGGGAGUCUUUUGUUUAUGUUCGGCGAACAAUCCGGACUCUCGUUCAAGCUUCUAUUUGGAACACGUCUAGUGCUGGUGCCUGGUCUUGACGCAUAUGUAUUGUCUCGCUCAAAAAUUACUUGGCUCUGGACCUUCUUUUUUGCCCAUGACUGUAAACCAAACACAAAGAGGAAGUGACAGUAAGAUUCUUGAUGAGCCGUGCUCAUCGGAUGGCGUGCAUGAAGUUGAAUUGCUUAUACCAUUUUUGAGUAAUAGUUCUAUUGAAGCAUACAACCAAAAAGAUGUUUCUGGUAUUCUUUCCUUUAGUGGUACAGUAUGUUCUUUUGCGUACCUGAAUUCAAAAGAGCCAAUUUCACAAGCUGUUACUGAUUUGAAGGGAGAUAUCAUUACGAGCCUGCAAAGUAUAUUGGAUAUAAUCUGUGAUGAGACAGAUGUUGAUUCAUAUAAUCAUCAUGAUGUUGGAAGGCAAAUAAGUGAUGAUGAUGUAUCAGUUGAAAAACCUUUUUCUCAACUUGUGCUGCAUUUAUUGAGAAAAGAAUGCAACCUUCCAUUUCCUAGAAGAGUUUUUGCACCAUGGUUAGCGGGGACAUAUGUGUGCGAUUACUUGCAGCCUUCUGAGACAGUUGAGGUUUUAAAAGAUCACUGUAUGGAGUUGUUAUCCAUGGAAGCUCCAACCGAGGUCUCUACAAUUUUGGAGCCAGAAAAAAAAGUCAUAUCAUUCAAAACUAAAUCUUUCUGGGAUGUAGCAAUACCCUCUUAUUCAGAAACUCACCUCGUGGAGGACAAGUUGAAACUUGAUGGCAGAGGAGAGAGUUCUAGUAAUAAAUCGGCGAAGUCAGGUCAAAUUAGUGUUGUAGCUGCUGGUCUCAUCAUUCUACUAUCUAAAGCAAUACCCUUAAGCGGUGAUGGCUUUAUCUCUGCAUAAAUUCUCUCAUCUCUCCAACACGAAUGCACAAUUCACGUAGUUUCCAAAACUGCAUAACUUUUAUACUUUCAAACUUUACAGCAGCCGGUUUGGAAUUUGUUUUUGAAGGAAUGAGGAAGAUCCUUGCCUGGUAUCAACAGCAGUAACAAAAUCAUCAUCAUGUAUUUGUGGAUUAUGGAAAAUUUAAUUUCAAUUUUAUCGCGAUAAUAGCAAGAUAUAUAUCAGACUUAAAAAAUGAAGGUAUAAAUAUCAUUUGUAUAAUGGUGAAAUAAGAUGCAAUGUUUGCUAUAUGCUCUUAAAACACAGUUUCCUCUGUUUGUCUUUAA
Molecule: messenger RNA, 1522 nt
Organism: Vicia villosa (hairy vetch)
Lineage: Eukaryota; Viridiplantae; Streptophyta; Magnoliopsida; Fabales; Fabaceae
Exons: 7
Coding region: 366-1196 (276 amino acids)
Biological process (GO): intracellular protein localization
Cellular component (GO): endomembrane system
Source: RefSeq, a predicted model, not a curated record